AUGGCAGCUGAGCACAGAACACCGUCUGGUUUGGAGGCUGAGUUCAAGGACCCACUAGAGCAAGAGGGGCUGUUGGAGGGGGAAAUGGGGGAGCCAGAAGGUACAGGCCCUGUUUCAGAGCAGGCGCUGGAGGUGACAGGCCCUGCUUUGGGGGAGGAAAUGGAGAAACUGGGGUCAGCAGGCCCCAGAACAGAAGAGAUAAUGGAGGGGUUGGAGAGCUUACGCCCAAAGCCGGAGGAAGAAAUGGAGGAGCGGGAGCCUGAAGAGCCAGCGUUAGGGGUGGAGUGGGAGAAAGCUGCUGGCAUCCCUCAGGUAGGGUGUACUGGAUAUUCCCUUCCAAGAUGGCAAGACCAAAUUGAACAGAGCCCCAGCGUGGGGUUUCCUCCACAGAGGGAUGCUAAAGAGUGGCAGGUGGUCCCCCACAGAGUAACGUCUCCUGGCUCCGACAGCAGAAACUCCCAGUUGCUGAAAUCCUCAUACCCAGAAGGUUCUCUGAUUCCUCCGGCCUUCUUCAAAAGAGAGACAGAUGGCCGCCAGUGCCCCUCAGAAGAGCAGGAGGCCCCAACCCAGCCAGGCCUUAGCGAGGAGGCCCCUAGGAUGGCAGAUUCCUCUGAGAAAACGAAGGAAGAGGUCCUGGACGAGGACACGGUUGUCUCGGAGAUUCAGCGCCAGCACUUCCGGCAGUUCCGUUACCGCGAGGCUGAGGGGCCCCGCGAGGCCUGCAGCCGCCUCUGGUUCCUUUGCUUCCGGUGGCUGAAGCCGGAGAGGCACACCAAGGAGCAGAUCCUAGAGCUGCUGGUCCUGGAGCAAUUCCUGGACAUCCUGCCCCCUGAGAUCCAGAGCUGGGUGAUGGACGGCUGCCCAAAGACCUGUGCCCAGGCGGUGAUCUUGGCAGAAGGGUUCCAGCCGAGGAAGCGGGCGUCCGAGAGCCAGGAUGAGCAGGUCAAGGUGCCGAUCAAAGAAGGAAUCCCGAAUUUAUCCGAGGCAGAGCGUGCUCCGUUGCAUUGUGAGGAAAAGCGGAUCUGCAGAGAAGUCAAGCUGGAGGGUGGCUCCGGGGAUGCAAACUUGAUAGAUGAACCGCUGUUGGCUGCGAUUGAGGCCAAGGGAAGUGAUCGUCAUGGAGAUUCUGAUGAGAAGGAAGCCAAUGGGGUUCCGAUGGGCAGUGCAGAAGAGGAAGGUUCCCCAUGCAAGGAGCAGACGGAAGCUUCUGGAAGUUGGCAAGGGCUAGAGGAUCCUCUGGGGAGUUCCCCAGGUGGAAAAACAGAGAAACUUCACAAAAGUGAGGAGUCUCUUGGGGAAAGUGGGGGCCAACAGAAAAUCCUUACGGUAAAGAGUGAGCAUGUGGAGGAGGAGAGCAACUUGGUGGAGAAUUCGGACAUAAUUGAAUUUAAGGUAACGCACACAGGCAAUAUGCCCUAUAAAUGCCUGGACUGCGGGAAGAGCUUCAAUUACAGCACGAGCCUUGUGAGACACCAGAGAAUCCACACAGGGGAAAAACCAUACAAAUGCUUAGACUGCGGGAAAUGCUUCUGCCAGAGUUCAGGCCUCACCAUCCACCAGAGAAUCCACGCUGGAGAGAAAGCAUAUCAGUGUCUGGACUGCGGGAAAAGCUUCCGUGUGAAGUCGCACCUGAUCCGCCACUCCAUCAUCCACAAGGGAGAAAAACCAUAUAAAUGUCCCGAAUGUGGGGUUAGCUUCUGCGAAAGAUCGGAGCUGAGAAUCCAUCAGAGGAUCCACACGGGUGAGAAACCAUACAACUGCGCCGACUGUGGGAAAAACUUCUGCCGGAAGGCGGAUCUCACUCUCCAUCAGAGAAUCCACACGGGAGAGAUGCCGUAUACAUGUCUAGAGUGUGGCAAAGGUUUCCGCUGGAGCUCGAACCUCAUUACCCAUCAGAAAACCCACACUGGGGUGAAACCGUUCGAGUGUGCCGAGUGCGGGAAAAGCUACUAUUCAAACAUGAGCCUGGUUAGGCACCAGAGAGUCCACACAGGGGGCACCCCAUAUAUCUGCUCUGACUGUGGGAAGAGCUUCUGCGAUAGCACCAGCCUGACCAGGCAUCAGAAGAUCCACACGGGGGAGAAGCCGUACACCUGCGUGGACUGCGGGAAAAGCUUCAACCGCAACUCCAACCUCAUUUCCCAUCAGAGGACCCACACGGGAGCCAAGCCGUUCCUGUGUGUUGACUGUGGGAAAAACUUCCGCUCCAAAUCGGAACUUCACAGGCAUUACACGGUCCACGCGGGAGAGAAAAGUCUGGGUGGUGGGGCAGAGGUUCCCGCACCCGAGAGAACUAACAGGGAUGAGAAAAACAACAGUGAACUGGAAGUUAUGAAUGAAUGA
Euleptes europaea (tarantolino) is the source of this 2343-nucleotide messenger RNA. RefSeq names its product zinc finger protein 397-like. The transcript has 3 exons. The record is from RefSeq and is a predicted model, not a curated record. Lineage: Eukaryota; Metazoa; Chordata; Lepidosauria; Squamata; Sphaerodactylidae. The coding region runs from base 1 to 2343 and encodes 780 amino acids.